Molecule: messenger RNA, 2783 nt
Organism: Aspergillus wentii DTO 134E9
Lineage: Eukaryota; Fungi; Ascomycota; Eurotiomycetes; Eurotiales; Aspergillaceae
Exons: 1
Coding region: 324-2681 (785 amino acids)
Source: RefSeq, a predicted model, not a curated record
GCUGCCUGUGAUCAGUCACGAAGAAUCCAAUCCUCAUUUCGUUGGGCUCCAGGAGUCAUUGAUAAAUUGAUUCUGCUGCAAGGAUCUUUCGGAUAAUCUGCGCUUUGUUUUUCGACUUCUUGACUAGUCCAAGCUGUCGGCCUGUCAGGAGUCAUAACAAUAAUAUAUUGCCACUUGUACGCGUUGUUUGUUUUGCUACUCCUCUAGCCCACCAACUUUGUUUAUGCUUAUUUCACCGUUCUAUGCUCAUCAGAUCUAUCUUAUUAUUGUUGAUCAUUCAUCAUUAUUAGGUGCAUUACAUAUUGCACCUCCAAACUAUCACGAUGGAGUUGAGAGGAACUCGAAGGAGUAAGAGACUCAGCUCUAUAUCCACUUCCAGUCCCCAGCCUCCUUCUCCAGCCUUGCGCAAAAGAAAGGAGCAAUCAUCCGAUCAGACUUCUCGCACUCCUCCAAAGAAAAAGGUCCGAUUCUCGGAUCCGGGGCCUCGAUUGCAGAAUGAUCCCAACUGCUCGACUACAGGUCUGACUCCUGCUUUGGUCCGCACAUCGUUUGAGGAAUCAGAUGCUGCACAGGCAGAUUCCGUGACUCAGACUCCCACUCGUCGUUCGCGGCGAAGACGUUCAACCCCUCUGCCUCGAUCUCGCCGUUCGCGCGAGCCCUCGCUCCCCUUUAUCGAGGGCUCAGCGGACCGAGUGGUGCAGUUCACCCCAUUGCGGCAGAUUUUGGAUCCACGGGCCCAGCGAAGAAUUUGUCGAACAGGCCUCAGUGAUGAGAUUAAUCACAUUCAACGCGAGAAGCGGCAGGCGGCCCACUAUGAAAAGUCGCUGCAGUCUCUGCUGCAGGAGAGAGAUGCACUGAGGCACGAGCUCGAAGCGGCAAAGAGAGACAAUGACGGUAGCGAAGUCAGCACCAUCCGGGACGAAGAAUUACUGUCACCACCAGCUAGCUUCGAACAGCUAGAGUUCGAAAACAAUAUACUCAAAGAACAAAUUUCGUCUAAGAAUGGAAACCCAGAUGACCAUUCUAGCAUUGCUAGUAACGGGGACGGAGACACCAUGAUUCUUAAUGACAGCACUUUUGAGGGUGACACAUUUCUCGUCUCUGACUCCCCAGAUAUUCGAGGCAUAAAGGAUGGCCAGCAUCCAGUAGCAGACGAUCUGUCGGUCUUGAGCUGCGGAAACUCCACCGAUGCUUCUAUCCAAGCGCAGCUGCCAGAUAUCAUCCACGAUACCGAGAUAAAUGCCCUUUCCCGCGAUUUAGAAGCCGCAAGAAAGGAGAAGUUGGAUCUAUUUGACGCCUGUCGCACUCGCAUCCCCUUCUCCGCUCUUGAAGGCGCCGCAAUCAGCAACAGUCUCCGUCAGCUGUCGCCGCCGCCUGAUUUUCUGGAACAGGUUUUUACCACCCUAACUGCUGCUCUCGCCCGGGCUUCAGAUGCUACUAGUGCGCUGGAUUCGGUUCGACAGGAGCUGUCCACUUUGGGCUUUCCUGGUAGCAACGUGGACGAUAUUGUGUCUGAGAUGCGUACUCGCUUCCGCUCAGCACGCCUUGAGCUAGAGCGUGUAGUUCCGGGAGAGACCGCAGACGUGAGUUUGAAUGACGGAAAUGCCACACUCAGCGCAUUGGUGAAGCGAGUGGAUCUGCUCGUUCAGAAUUUGGAUGAAGAACGGGGUCUCCAUGACAGUUCGCUUGGUCGUGAAAAAGCCUUGAAGGACCAGUUCGACAACUUGCUAGCUCGGUACGAGGCUGCAUCGAAAAAGAUUCACGAUUUGGAGGAUAGCAUCACAUCAUCUGCGGGUGAUAUGCUACACACUAGAAUGCGCAUGCAGGACAUGGAGCGUGAAGGAAAGGAACAGGCUGUGGGAAUUGAAAGGCUGAAUGCAGCACUCUUCAAGUAUCGUGAGGAGGUCAAGAGCUUAGAAAACCUCGUAACUGGUUUGGAAGAGGACAAGACCACAUGCAAAGAGACAUACUGCCAGAAAGUCUCGGAACUGGAGGGCAAGGUUGCUGAUGAGGAAAAGGCACGCCGCUUUGCUGAGACAAGCGUCACGGAGCAUGAAACACGCAUUCGUGAAUUGGAGCAAACGGUCGAGCAGAAUCGCAUCCGCGCUGGUGACUUGACUGCCCAAAUGGAGUCGCUCGAAAAAGAACGUCAGAGAGUCGUGGAAGGCUUGGAGCAGGAUGCCGCGCAGCAGCUUCAACACUACGAGCAUGAGAUUGGGUCGAUGAAUGUCCAAGUCUCAGAGCUCACCACGUCGCUUGUGGAUGCGAAGUCGGAGGCGGAGAGGCUCCGUCUCAGCAAUGCUGGAUUGGAGGAACAGCUGCAACUCGAAAUCGAGGCGAGAGACAAUCUCCUAGACAGAUGGUCUGAGGAACAAAUGCGUUCUUUUGCCUUCAUGAAGGAAACCGUCAACGCUGAGCGUCGAAAGGCCAAGGUUCGCACAGCAAAUUGGGAGAUGAAAUCAGGCGAUCCUCAAUCAGAUAACGGGAAUCUGGGAAGCGAGCCCAUCACCCCGGUCAGCAUGACGAGAUUUGUAGAUGUCGGGGUUGGCAGGGGAAAGCAACGAAAACGAUUAGACAGUGGGAUUGGAAUUCUCACAAGCGACGGGCCUCUGGAAGAUGAUGAGGGCAACCAGACCACCACUUCAGACAUUCUGUUGCCAUCAGAUCCCGUCAAUCUUUGAUUUCUUGUUGGAUGCUAUCGUGUCUAUUUCUAUUUUGUAUUAUAUCUGGCUGGUACUGGCUUUUCAUUUCUUGGGUGGCUCGGGCUGGAUCUUGCUUAGGGA